This is a messenger RNA of Coregonus sp. 'balchen', 26703 nucleotides long. Lineage: Eukaryota; Metazoa; Chordata; Actinopteri; Salmoniformes; Salmonidae. The record is from the annotation of a GenBank genome assembly.
ACUCACUCACCGCUGCUGGAAAAAACACUUCCUACUUAUUCACUCAGUCGAUACCGUCUCUUCUCCUGACUAGGUAUGGCUCGAACUACACUGUCUAUAGCUCCUGUGCCCAACGGAAACCGCAAGAUACAACUGAACGGGAAUCACUUCAAAAGCGCCAUUUGUAAGAAAAAUGGAUACCACAAUAAGGCACAGGUAUGUACAAUUAUUGGCGAGUAGAUGUCAUGGGGCGUUUUCCAAUGUGCGACAUCUUGAGCAGCCUAACUUUUAUUAUCUGUAAAAAUAAAAUAAAAAAAAAGACCGAUAGAAAAACAACAACAACAACAAUAAUAUCACCUGUAGGUGUAAUAAUGUAGGAUCCGUUGCCGAGUUAGUGGGCUGUCACUUGUUAUAUGUUGACAGUGGCUACAUGAUGCGUAGCGCUGUCUAGUCUCUCAGAAUCACACUUGUUGAUGCAGGCAGGUAUAGCUAGCUAGCUAGCUAGCCUCACAUCAUCAUUUUCCUGCAAGUCAGAACAGCCUACAAGCACAUGGAAUCGGAUAUUUCAAGCCACGUUUCAAACAUAGGUGGUUUGAAAUCUACAAAUCUGAUUCCUGGCCAUGCAUCUUGUGUCUGAACGGUCAAAUCUGAUUUAUUUGCCCUCAGAUGUUGUUUUUUUUGACUGUUAUUUAGCAUAUCUUGUCGUUUGCUAGUUACUGUUGGGUUGACAGUUUGAUAAGAACGUGUGGUAACUAACUAGCUAGCUUGUUAAUUGUGUACAAAACCACUUAGUGAAUGUGCUAGUUGACUCGGUUUUAAAGUCGAGGCUUUAUAAGUGUUCUUACUUUAAAUGUUGAAAAUCAUAAUGUCACUGGGAGACUUCUAUGGCAGGUACUGUUGUCACCUUAGCUCCGCUGUAGUGAGCCAUUACCAUGACAACUAGUGGAGCCAUGUCAGCAAAUGACUACAGUCUGAACUAAAGGAUGGUCGUUUUACAUUAUUUGACAGUUCAAGUACUCGCAAGAACACAAAGGCAUGUAUCUAAAUUACCAGUCAAACGUUUGGACACACCUACUCAUUCAAGGGUUUUUAUUUAUUUGUAAAAAAAAAAAAAAAAAAGACAUCAACACUAUGAAAUUACACAUAUGGAAUGAUGUAGUAACCAAAAAAGUGUUAAACAAAUCAAAAUAUAUUUUAUAUUUGAGAUUCUUCAAAGUAGCCACUGAUGAGGCAAAGGGUGUCACCUGGAAUGUAUUUCAGUUAACAGGUGUGCCUUGUUAAAAGUUAAUUUGUGGAAUUUCUUUCCUUCUUAAUGCGUUUGAGCCAAUCAGUUGUGUUGUAAUAAGGUGAAGGGGGGUAUACAGAAGAUAGCCCUAUUUGGUAAAAGACCAAGUCCAUAUUAUGGCAAGAACAGCUCCAAUAAGCAAAGAGAAACGACAGUCCAUCAUUACUUUAAGACAUGAAGGUCAGUCAAUAUGGACAAUUUCAAGAACUUUGAACGUUUCUUCAAGUGCAGUCGCAAAAACCAUCAAGCGCUAUGAUGAAACUGGCUCUCAUGAGGACCGCCACAGGAAUGGAAGAUCCAGAGUUACAUCUACUGCAGAGGAUGAGUUCAUUAGAGUUAACUGCACCUCAGAUUGCAGCCAAAAUAAAUGCUUAACAGAGUUCAAGUAACAGACACAUCUCAACAUCAACUGCUCAGAGGAGACUGUGUGAAUCAGGCCUUCCAUGGUCGAAUUGCUGCAAAGAAACCACUACUAAAGGACACCAAUAAGAAGAAGAGACUUGCUUGGGCCAAGAAACACGAGCAAUGGACAUUAGACCGGUGGAAAUUUGUCCUUUGGUCUGGAGUCCAAAUUGGAGAUUUUUGGUUUCAACCGCAGUGUCUUUGUGAGAUGCGGUGUGGGUGAACGGAUGAUCUCUGCAUGUGUAUUUCCCACCGUAAAGCCGUAAAGCAUGGAGGAGGAGGUGUUAUGGUGAUUUAUUUAGAAUUCAAGGUACACUUAACCAGCAUGGCUACCACAGCAUUCUGCAGCGAUACGCCAUCCCAUCUGGUUUGGGCUUAGUGGGACUAUCAUUUGUUUUUCAACAGGACAAUGACCCAACACACCUCCAGGCUGUGUAAGGGCUAUUUUACCAAGAAGGAGAGUGAUGGAGUGCUGCAUCAGAUGACCUGGCCUCCACAAUCCCCCGACCUCAACCCAAUUGAGAUGGUUUGUGAUGAGUUGGACCGCAGAGUGAAGGAAAAGCAGCCAACAAGUGCUCAGCAUAUGUGGGAACUCCUUCAAGACUGUUGGAAAAGUAUUCCAGGUGAAGCUGAUUGAGAGAAUGCCAAGAGUGUGCAAAGCUGUCAUCAAGGCAAAGGGUGGCUACUUUGAAGAAUCUCAAAUAUAAAAUAUAUUUUGAUUUGUUUAACACUUUUUUGGUGACCCUGACUGUUGUUGUGUGUGUGUAGUUUCCCUGACUGUUGUUGUGUGUGUGUAGUUACUCUGACUGUUGUUGUUUUGUGUGUAGUUUCCCUGACGGUUGUUGUGUGUGUGUGUAGUUACUCUGACUGUUGUUGUGUGUGUGUAGUUACUCUGACUGUUGUUGUUUUGUGUGUAGUUUCCCUGACGGUUGUUGUGUGUGUGUGUAGUUUCCCUGACUGUUGUUGUUUUGUGUGUAGUUUCCCUGACUGUUGUUAUUUUGUGUGUAGUUACCCUGACUGUUGUUGUUGUAUUGUGUGUAGUUUCCCUGACUGUUGUUGUUUUGUGUGUAGUUACCCUGACUGUUGUUGUUGUUUUGUGUGUAGUUUCCCUGACUGUUGUUGUUUUGUGUGUAGUUUCCCUGACUGUUGUUGUUUUGUGUGUGUAGUUUCCCUGACUGUUGUUGUUUUCUGUGUGUAGUUUCCCUGACUGUUGUUGUUUUGUGUGUGUAGUUUCCCUGACUGUUGUUGUUUUGUGUGUGUAGUUACCCUGACUGUUGUUGUUUUGUGUGUGUAGUUACCCUGACUGUUGUUGUUUUGUGUGUGUAGUUAUCCUGACUUGUUGUUGUUCUUCUUCCUCUAGAAAAACAUCACAUCACAUGGUGCUAGGCCCCCCUGCAGUAAGCAGAGGUUUCAGAGACCAGAGUCCUUUGAGCAGGCUCCCAUGUACGUAGCUGUGAUGACAUACCUAGGGUUCGGCAUCGUCACCCUGUUCGGAUACUUCAGGGACUUCCUCAGAGCAGUAGGACUGGAGAAAUGUCACAUCGCCAGGGAGAGAGAGGAGCAGAAGGUAGAGAUAUACAGUACCAGUCAAAAGUUUGGACACCUACUCAUUCAAGGGUUUUUCUUUAUUUGUACUAUUUUCUACAGAAUAAUAGUGAAGACAUCAAAACAAUGAAAUAACACAUGGAAUCAUGUAGUAACCAAAAAAGUGUUAAACAAAUCAAAAUAUAUGUUAUAUUUAAUAUUCUUCAAAUAGCCACCCUUUGCCAUGAUGAAGGCUUUGCACACUCUUGGCAUUCUCUCAACCAGCUUCACCUGGAAUACUUUUCCAACAGUCUCGAGUUAAUUGAGGUAAUGUGGGUAGAGUUAAAGUGACUAUGCAUAGAUAAUAAACAGAGUAGCAGCAGCGUAAAAGAGGGGGUGGGGUGUGGGGGCAAUGCAAAUAGUCUGGGUAGCCAUGAUUAGCUGUCCUGUUGAAAAACAAAUGAUAGUCCCACUAAGCCCAAACCAGAUUAGAUGGUGUAUCACUGUAGAAUGCUGUGGUAGCCAUGCUGGUUAAGUGUGCCUUGAAUUCUAAAUAAAUCACAGACAGUGUCACUAGCAAAGCACCCCCACACCAUAACACCUCCUCCUCCAUGCUUUACGGUGGGAAAUACACAUGCGGAGAUCAUCCGUUCACCCACACCGCGUCUCACAAAGACACAGCGGUUGGAACCAAAAAUCUCAAAUUUGGACUCGUCUAAUGUCCAACUGGUGAGUUCUGUUCUUCUAUUUUCUGUUCUGCCCUGCUCUGUUCUGCUAUAUUCUGCUCUGUUCUGUCCUGUUCUGCUCUGUUCUGCCCUGUUCUGCUCUGUGCUGCUCUGUUCUGUUCUGCUCUGCUCUGCUCUGUUCUGUUCUGCUCUGCCCUGUUCUGUCCUGUCCUGUCCUGUUCUGUUCUGUUCUGCUCUGCUCUGCUCUGUCCUGUCCUGUCCUGUCCUGUCCUGUCCUGUCCUGUUCUGUCCUGUUCUGUUCUGCUCUGCUUCGCCUUGGUCCUAAGGGAGCUCUUUGAACAUAGCUGUUAGAUCAGAAGCUGUUCAAAUAACCUUUUUGACAACAACACCAUAUCCAGUGUACUCCUCUUACAGUGGGUGAUCUCUAUACCCCAUUAGGAGUAGUUCACUGCACCACCACACUAAGUAUUCAAACAUACUUACCACUUACAGUGGGGAGAACAAGUAUUUGAUACACUGCCGAUUUUGCAGGUUUUCCUACUUACAAAGCAUGUAGAGGUCUGUAAUUUUUAUCCUAGGUACACUUCAACUGUGAGAGACGGAAUCUAAAACAAAAAUCCAGAAAUUCACACUGUAUGAUUUUUAAGUAAUUAAUUUGCAUUUUAUUGCAUGACAUAAGUAUUUGAUCACCUACCAACCAGUAAGAAUUCUGGCUCUCACAGACCUGUUAGUUUUUCUUUAAGAAGCCCUCCUGUUCUCCACUCAUUACCUGUAUUAACUGCACCUGUUUGAACUCGUUACCUGUAUAAAAGACACCUGUCCACACACUCAAUCAAACAGACUCCAACCUCUCCCCAAUGGCCAAGACCAGAGAGCUGUGUAAGGACAUUAGUGAUAAAAUUGUAGACCUGCACAAGGCUGGGAUGGGCUACAGGACAAUAGGCAAGCAGCUUGGUGAGAAGGCUGUUGGCACAAUUAUUAGAAAAUGGAAGAAGUUCAAGAUGACGGUCAAUCACCCUCGGUCUGGGGCUCCAUGCAAGAUUUCACCUCGUGGGGCAUCAAUGAUCAUGAGGAAGGUGAGGGAUCAGCCCAGAACUACACGGCAGGACCUGGUCAAUGACCUGAAGAGAGCUGGGACCACAGUCUCAAAGAAAACCAUGAGUAACACACUACGCCGUCAUGGAUUAAAAUCCUGCAGCGAAUGCAAGGUCCCCCUGCUCAAGCCAGCACAUGUCCAGGCCCGUCUGAAGUUUGCCAAUGACCAUCUGGAUGAUCCAGAGGAGGAAUGGGAAAAGGUUAUGUGGUCUGAUGAGACAAAAAUAUAGCUUUUUGGUCUAAACUCCACUCGCCGUGUUUGGAGGAAGAAGAAGGAUGAGUACAACCCCAAGAACACCAUCCCAACCGUGAAGCAUGGAGGUGGAAACAUCAUUCUUUGGAGAUGCUUUUCUGCAAAGGGGACAGGACGACUGCACUGUAUUGAGGGGAGGAUGGAUGGGGCCAUGUAUCGUGAGAUCUUGGCCAACAACCUCCUUCCCUCAGUAAGAGCAUUGAAGAUUGGUCGUGGCUGGGUCUUCCAGCAUGACAACAACCCAAAACACACAGCCAGGGCAACUAAGGAGUGGCUCCGUAAGAAGCAUCUCAAGGUCCUGGAGUGUCCUAGCCAGUCUCCAGACCUGAACCCAAUAGAAAAUCUUUGGAGGGAGCUGAAAGUCCGUAUUGCCCAGUGACAGCCCCGAAACCUGAAGGAUCUGGAGAAGGUCUGUAUGGAGGAGUGGGCCAAAAUCCCUGCUGCAGUGUGUGCAAACCUGGUCAAGACCUACAGGAAACGUAUGAUCUCUGUAAUAGCAAACAAAGGUUUCUGUACCAACUAUAAAGUUCUGCUUUUCUGAUGUAUCACAUACUUAUGUCAUGCAAUAACAUGCAGAUUAAUUACUUAAAAAUCAUACAAUGUAAUUUUCUGGAUUUUUGAUUCCGUCUCUCACAGUUGAAGUGUACCUAUGAUAAAAAUGACAGACCUCUACAUGCUUUGUAAGUAGGAAAACCUUCAAAAUCGGCAGUGUAUCAAAUACUUGUUCUCCCCACUGUAUGUGCCAUGAAGCAAUCAAGCUGUACUGUGAUAAUAAACCUGUUUCAAUAUUAUCCUCAGGAUUUCGUCCCGCUGUAUCAAGACUUUGAGAACUUCUACACCCGUAACCUGUACAUGAGAGUGAGAGACAGCUGGAACAGACCUAUCUGCAGUCUGCCCGGCCCUGUGUUCGACGUGAUGGAGAGGGUGUCCCCAGAUCACAACUGGACAUUCAGGUACUGACACUUCCUGUUUACACUAGCCAAAUGGGUCAUCUGGAUCAGAACCCCAGAUUUUUACAGAGGAGUGCUGAUCUAGUGUCAGUUUUUCCUUUGUAGAUAACGAUGGGUCAGACUACAUGGAGACCUGAUCCUCCAUCAGAACUCCUACUCUGAGACACUUUGGGUCAGAUUACAUGGACAGGGAGGACCGGAUCCUCCAUCAGAACUCCUACUCUGAGACACUUUGUGAAUAUGGGGCCGAGGUGCUAAGGCUAAGAACAAAUGUAAUAAAAAAAAAUAUUGAUUGAUAUGUUUACUGUAUUGUGUACUGGUAGACUCAGUGGUGAAUAAUAACUUAUUGUGUUAUGUUGUAGGUUGGUUUCCACUAAUCAGUGGUGAAUAAUAACUUAUUGUGUUAUGUUGUAGGUUGGUUUCCACUAAUCAGUGGUGAAUAAUAACUUAUUGUAUUAUGUUGUAGGUUGGUUCCCACUAAUCAGUGGGGAAUAAUAACUUAUUGUAUUAUGUUGUAGGUUGGUUCCCACUAAUCAGUGGGGAAUAAUAACGUAUUGUAUUAUGUUGUAGGUUGGUUCCCACUAAUCAGUGGUGAAUAAUAACUUAUUGUAUUAUGUUGUAGGUUGGUUCCCACUAAUCAGUGUUGAAUAAUAACGUAUUGUAUUAUGUUGUAGGUUGGUUCCCACUAAUCAGUGGUGAAUAAUAGCUUAUUGUAUUAUGUUGUAGGUUGGUUCCCACUAAUCAGUGGUGAAUAAUAGCGUAUUGUAUUAUGUUGUAGGUUGGUUCCCACUAAUCAGUGGGGAAUAAUAACGUAUUGUAUUAUGUUGUAGGUUGGUUCCCACUAAUCAGAGGUGAAUAAUAACGUAUUGUAUUAUGUUGUAGGUUGGUUCCCACUAUUACUGUCAUUCAAUAAAGUUGUGUGUGCAUUUGUCUGUUUGUGCCUCCCAGACAUACAUGUGCAACGAAAUCAGUUGUUCACAUGUCUGUAACAUAAACAUCGAUACAAACAGGUUAGAAAAUGAUUAGUACAUGUUCACAUUAACAGAGAAGACCAUUGACAACGUCCUCAACAUGGAUUUAACGUCGGUCCGUCUGUGUGUUUUUUAGUUCAACAGUGAAGACUAUAGACCACCUCAUCAACAUGGAUUUAACGUCUGUCUGUUUUCAGUUUAACAGGGAAGACUAUAGACAACGUCAUCAACAUGGGUUCCUAUAACUACCUGGGUUUCGCUGAGAACAACGCUGAUUUCCUGAAGACUGUGGAAGACAUUACCCAGCAGUAUGGCCUCGGGGUCUGUAGCACACGACAGGAAAUGGGUGAGCAGUGUGGGUGUGGAGGGUUGGAGCUGGGAAGGUGGGGGUCUGUGUGUGUGGGGGGAGGGAGGUUGGAGGGUUGGACUGGGAAGGUGGGGGUCUGUGUGUGUGGGGGGAGGGAGGUUGGAGGGUUGGACUGGGAAGGUGGGGGUCUGUGUGUGUGUGUGGGGGGGGGGAGGGUUGGAGCUGGGAAGGUGGGGGUCUGUGUGUGUGGGGGGGAGGGUUGGAGCUGGGAAGGUGGGGGUCUGUGUGUGUGUGUGGGGGGGAGGGUUGGACUGGGAAGGUGGGGGUCUGUGUGUGUGUGGGGGGGGGGGAGGGUUGGAGCUGGGAAGGUGGGGGUCUGUGUGUGUGUGUGGGGGGGAGGGUUGGAGCUGGGAAGGUGGGGGUCUGUGUGUGUGGGGGGAGGGUUGGACUGGGAAGGUGGGGGUCUGUGUGUGUGGGGGGGAGGGAGGUUGGAGGGUUGGACUGGGAUGGUGGGGGUCUGUGUGUGUGGGGGAGGGUUUGGACUGGGAAGGUGGGGGUCUGUGUGUGUGGGGGGAGGGAGGUUGGAGGGUUGGAGCUGGGAAGGUGGGGGUCUGUGUGUGUGUGUGGGGGGAGGGUUGGAGCUGGGAAGGUUGGGGGUCUUGUGUGGUGGUGUGUGGGGGGUGGAGGUUGGAGGGUUGGACUGGGAAGGAUGGGAGGGUGUGUCUGGUUUGUUGGUGUGUGUGGUGGGGGUAUCGGGUUUUGUGUGUGUGGUGUGGGGGGGGGGUAUAGGGGUUUUGGUGUUGUGUGUUGGUGGGGGGGGGGUGUAGGGGUUUGUGUGUGUGGUGUGGGGGGGGGGGGGGUGUUCGGGCUUCUGUGGUGUGUGGUGUUCCGGGGGGGGGGGGGGGCGGGGUCUGCGGGUUGUGUUGUUGGGGGGGUGCGUUUGAGGUUGGCCUGGGCAGGCGGGCGGUGUGUCUGGUUUUGUGUUUUGUGUGUUGUGUCGGGGGGGGGGGGGGAUAAAAACGGUGUGUUUGUGUGUUUUGUGUGUUGUUGUGGGGUGGGGGGGGGGGGUCUCGGGGUGUUUGGUGUGGUGGGGGGUGUCCCCAAACGUGUCGUGAUAUCCGGUUUAAACCAUUCAACUCCUAAGCCAGCCACUCUUUAUCCACUCGGUUUGAAAUAGAACUGAACUGCUCACAUCUUGUCUGUAUCCCAAAUGGCUCUCUAUUACGUAAAUAGGGCACUACUUUAUUGCUCUGGUCUAAAGUAGUGCACUAUAUAGGGAAUAGGGUGCCAUUCUCUGGUCUAAAGUAGUGCACUAGAUGGGGAAUAGGGUGCCAUUCUCUGGUCUAAAGUAGUGCACUAUAUAGGGAAUAGGGUGCCAUUCUCUGGUCUAAAGUAGUGCACUAGAUGGGGAAUAGGGUGCCAUUCUCUGGUCUAAAGUAGUGCACUAUAUAGGGAAUAGGGUGCCAUUCUCUGGUCUAAAGUAGUGCAGUAUAUAGGGAAUAGGGUGCCAUUCUCUGGUCUAAAGUAGUGUACUAUAUAGGGAAUAGGGUGCCAUUCUCUGGUCUAAAGUAGUGCGCUAUAUAGGGAAUAGGGUGCCAUUCUCUGGUCUAAAGUAGUGUACUAUAUAGGGAAUAGGGUGCCAUUCUCUGGUCUAAAGUAGUGCACUAUAUAGGGAAUAGGGUGCCAUUCUCUGGUCUAAAGUAGUGCACUAUAUAGGGAAUAGGGUGCCAUUCUCUGGUCUAAAGUAGUGCACUAUAUAGGGAAUAGGGUGCCAUUCUCUGGUCUAAAGUAGUGCACUAGAUGGGGAAUAGGGUGCCAUUCUCUGGUCUAAAGUAGUGCACUAUAUAGGGAAUAGGGUGCCAUUCUCUGGUCUAAAGUAGUGCACUAGAUGGGGAAUAGGGUGCCAUUCUCUGGUCUAAAGUAGUGCACUAGAUGGGGAAUAGGGUGCCAUUCUCUGGUCUAAAGUAGUGCACUAUAAAGGGAAUAGGGUGCCAUUCUCUGGUCUAAAGUAGUGUACUAUAUAGGGAAUAGGGUGCCAUUCUCUGGUCUAAAGUAGUGCACUAGAUGGGGAAUAGGGUGCCAUUCUCUGGUCUAAAGUAGUGCACUAUAUAGGGAAUAGGGUGCCAUUCUCUGGUCUAAAGUAGUGCACUAGAUGGGGAAUAGGGUGCCAUUCUCUGGUCUAAAGCAGUGCACUAUAUAGGGAAUAGGGUGCCAUUCUCUGGUCUAAAGUAGUGCACUAUAUAGGGAAUAGGGUGCCAUUUGGGACGCAGCCCCAUUCUGUGUGUUUCUGGGGAGCACUAAAGCACUUGUAGUGUCCACCUGACGUGAGCCACUCCUUCAACCAGUAUCAGUCUUAUCUAUGGAGUAUCAAAUCAAAUUUGAUUGGUCACAUACACGUGUUUAGCAGAUGUUACUGCGGGUAUAGCGAAACGCUCGUCUUCUACUGUAGCCGUGUAAAAAACCUUCACCAUAUCUUUUGAAGUCGAUAGUAUUGAACCACUCUCCCCUUAAGGAGUUGGACACGGCCAGUUCUUUGUUAAUACCUAUAGUUUUACGAGCUGUAUAAAUUCCUCUCUUCUAUAACCUACCACUUACAUAAGAUUCUAUAACCUACAGUUUGUUCGGAAAGUAUUCAGACCCUUUGAAUUUUUCCACAUUUUGUUAAGUUACAGCCUUAUUCUAAAAUUUAUUAAAUUGUUUUUCCCCCCUCAUCAAUCUACACACAAUACCCCAUAAUGACAAAGCAGAAACUGGUUUUUAAUAGUUUUUGCAAAUUUGUGACCGACCGCCUUGAUUUGGUCUUAUGUAGCAAAGAAAUUGUAUUUUUUACAUUGGAUAAAAGCAGAGACACAGAGCUACAAAAUGGGAUAUCAUACACUGCAUUUAAGGAACAAUGGAAAAGUAAUUCUGCUUUGAAAGUUGAUAAACUUGUAACCUCACUUUUGAGAAAAUGGCCUUUGAAUGUUUUGGUACCUAGUGAAGAGCUCUUCUUUGUCCUCACCCAUUCAGCAUCGUUCACACCCUCUUAAGCUUUAGCCCCACACAUCUAAUUUAGCUCUCGGAGCAUUCAGAGCGCACACUUGACGCUCUGGCCGAUGAGUAGGGUUGAUCGGAACGUUCUGACCUCACAACGGCAGUCAAGCACCCAAGCUAACUGGCUAACGUUGGCUAGCUUGCUAUUUACUUUCAGACACAAAAUUGGGAUUAUGGUUAAUUGUUUACCUCUGGAUAACUUGAAAACAGCCUAACCAGCUCAACUGGCAACAAUUUAAUUACACUUUUUUGCCGACGUUUACUGACACCGGCCAUAUUCAACGGGUGUUGUGUGUUCGUAAAUUCAUCAGUUAUUCUGUGCUCUGGCAUACUCAGACUGAAUUUACGAAUGCACCCGAAAUGGUUAUUUGCAUAGCGGAGUCUUUUGUUAAGACAUGUAGCUAGCUAGCUAGCUAAACAAUUAACCUAGCUAGGUAAACAACUUGUAAGUUCAUAUACGUCACGUAACGUUAGCUAGCGAGCCAGUCAUGUCGUUUCUACCCUGCAUGAAUCUGCUGGUAGCUAACCAACCAUGUUCAAUGUUAGCUAGCUAACAUUAGGCUCUAACUAGCAAAGCAAGUGGCUCUGAGAUCCGAAUAAUAACAUCAUACACAUAACGUUAGCUAGCGAGCCAGCCAGCUAACGUUAGCUAGCUAGCAAACAGUACACUUGAAAUUAAACCACUUUCUGUAAAAAUUAGAAACGUGUAAUAUGUGAAAAUUUAGCUAGCUAGUCUAUGCAUGAUGGACGCGUCUCUCUGUCACAGAUGCCAUGGUUGCCCUUCGUUUGAAGAUGUAAUCCGGAGACAGGUUUUUUCUCCAUCUCUUUAGCUAUCAUACUCUCUAAUUCCACUGAUUUAAAAACUCGAUCCUCCAGAAAGUGGAGAGCAACACUUAUGCAGCUCCACUACACAAUGCAUUAAAAAAAGCAGCUUUAGACAGGAUUACCUACACAUACUGACCAGCUCAAAUAGACAGAAGCCUUCUAUAUGGCAGACCAAUCCGGACUCCUCUCUCUGCAUGUCCAGCCCACUCAUUAUCUCAGCCAAUCAUGGCUAGGGAGAAGGUUGCUGUCUUUUUCUGUGGCUUAACCAACUAGGUUUGUAAUUUAACCAUUUUAUUCGUAUUUACUGAUGGCAUACAAGUUUGUUAUUAAGGCACAUGAAAGUUCACAUGUUCCAGAAUGCAUUUCUGCCCCCAAAAGUUAUUUUGAUUAGUUUACGUUAAAAUGGUUCUCCUGUGAAGUAGUAAACCGCAACAUACGCCUAGUUUCCUGAAACGAGUCACAUUUCUUAAAAUACUAUUUACAUAAGUAUUCAGACACUUUACUUUGUUGAAGCACCUUUGGCAGUGAUUACAGCCAAAGGUGUUUCUCCUAUUCUUCUCUGCAGAUCCUCUCAAGCUCUGUCAGGUUGGAUGGGGAGCGUUGCUGCACAGCUAUUUUCAGGUCUCUCCAGAGAUGUUCGAUCGGGUUCAAGUCCAGGCUCUGGCUGGGCCACUCAAGGACAUUGAGACUUGUCCCGAAGCCACUCCUGCGUUGUCCUGUUGGAAGGUGAACCUUCCCCAGCUCUGUGCCUCGACACAAUCCUGUCUCUGAGCUCUACGGACAAUACCUUCGACCUCAUGUCUUGGUUUUUGCUCUGACAUGCACUAUCAACUCUGGGACCUUAUAUAGACAGGCGUGGGCCUUUCCAUAUCAUGUCCAAUCAGUUGAAGAAACAUCUCAAGGAUGAUCAACGGAAACAGGAUGCACCUGAGCUCAAUUUCGAGUCUCAUAGCAAAGGGUCUGAAUACUUGUAUAAAUAAGGUAUUUCUUUUUUUUAUUUGUAAUGCAUUUGCAAAAAAAAUCUAAAAACCUGUUUUCGCUUUGUCAUUAUGGGGUAUUGUGUGUAGAUUGAUUAGGAAAAAUAAUAAUUUACCACUUACAUAAGAGUCUAUAACCAUUUUAGGAUAAGGCUGUAACGUAACAAAAUGUGGAAAAAGUCAAGGGGUCUGAAUAAUUUCAGAAUACACUGUAUGUCAAGAUGGGUGAGAAAAAUUGACAUCACAUCACUUCCUGUUGAACGUGGAACGAUGUUGUUUUGGAAAGUCUUACUAGCUAGCUACCGCUAGCUACCUUUUUGAGAUUGGAUCCCAGUUGCACCGCUACUAUCUGUCCAGUGAUUCAAUGCCAGGUCUGAGGAGCUGUUUGGCUCUGUUAAUACUAACAAAAGAAAAGACCUGAAGAACAGUUUGCAGUUCUCCCAGGGUCAGCUCGACGAGUUUAAACAGCAGAACGGCAAGACGACAGCAAUCUGUAAGUCGUUGAGAGAGGACAUCAGUUCUGUAUGUGAUAACAAUCACGAGGGACAAUCAAAGCAGGAACAACAUGGUUGUGGACAGAAUUGCACAACCUCCACAUGAGACCUGGGCAGAGUCUGAGGACAAAGUGAGGGAAAUGAUCUCUGAGAAACGGAAGAUGGACCACAGGAAGAUUGAGGUGGAGAGGGCCCACAGGACUGGAAAACCCACCACCGGCCCAGGUGACAGGCCCAGGCUGAUACUGGUCAAGUUCUUGAGGUUCAAGGACAAGGUUGCUGUUCUGGAAAGAGCCAAGAACUUGAGAGGAACGUAUAUAUCUUCCUCAACGAGGACAAUCCUGAAGCUGUGCGCCAGAAGAGGAAAGAACUUAUCCUAGCCAUGAAAGCUGCCAGAGCGCGUGGGGACGUUGCUUACAUCCGCUAUGACAGGCUCAUUGUCCACCCUCCCUCCCAAAAGCCUGGAAGGGAUGAGAGAGCCAAGCCUAUGUGUUUGUAGCUUCAACCCCACAGCACACACACACACCAACUGAUUAAUGGACUGCUGAAUGUAUAUAUUCUCUUGCUUUGUUUGCUCUUUUCCAUAUUAUGUUGAUCUCUGAUAAGCUACACAGGAAAGGGCUGUAAAUAGCCCAUAUUAAUAUAUGUAGCCUUAGAGAUAAGGUUCAUGAAAUCAAUAACUUGCUAACAUCAGAUAACAUUCAUAUAUUAGCCAUUUCUGAGACUGACUUAGAUAAUUAAUUUGAUGAUAUAGCAGUAGCAAUACAAGGAUAUAACAUCUAUAGAAGAGACAGAAAUGCUUAUGGGGGAGGUGUUGCUGUAUUUAUUCAGAGCCAUUUUUCUUUGGCAAGAUUAGCAAAAUUAGGCAUGACAGCAACAAAUGCUGACACUACACAUACAAGUAUAUCUGACCAAAUUAUGAAAGACAAGCAUUGUACUUUUGAAUUCCGUAGAGUGAGUGUGGAAGAGGUGAAAAAAGUAUUGUUGUCUAUCAACAAUGACAAGCCACCGGUGUCUGACAACUUGGAUGGAAAAUUUACUGAGGAUAAUAGCAGACGAUAUUGCCACUCCUAUUUGCCAUAUCUUCAAUCUAAGCCUACUAGAAAGUGUGUGCCCUCAGGCCUUUAGGGAAGCAAAAGUAAAUCCGCUACCCAAGAAUAGUAAAGCCCCCUUUACUGGCUCAAAUAGCUGACCUAAUUGACAGCAGACUUUCAGCACGCUUAUAGGAAAGGACAUUCAACAAGCACGGCACUUACACAAAUGACUGAUGAUUGGCUGAGAGAAAUUGAUAAUAAAAACGAUUGUGGGAACUGUUUUGUUAGACUUUUGACAUUAUCGAUCAUAGUCUGCUUCUGGAAACAUUUAUGUGUUAUGGAACACACUUAAUGUGUUGUGAAAAGUGUUAUGAAAUGUAAUGUCAUACAUUUUAAAUUGUAUAUAACUGCCUUAAUGUUGCCGGACCCCAGGAAGAGUAGCUGCUGCCUUGGCAGGAACUAAUGGGGAUCCAUAAUAAACCCCAGAAAGAGUAGCUGCUGCCUUGACAGGAACUAAUAGGGAUACAUAAUAAACCCCAGGAAGAGUAGCUGCUGCCUUGGCAGGAACUAGUGGGGAUCCAUAAUAAACCCCAGGAAGAGUAGCUGCUGCCUUGACAGGAACUAAUGGGGAUCCAUAAUUAACCCCAGGAAGAGUAGCUGCUGCCUUGACAGGAACUAAUGGGGAUCCAUAAUAAACCCCCAGGAAGAGUAGCUGCUGCCUUGGCAGGAACUAGUGGGGAUCCAUAAUAAACCCCCAGGAAGAGUAGCUGCUGCCUUGACAGGAACUAAUGGGGAUCCAUAAUAAAUACAAAUACAAAUAACCUACCACUUACGUAAGAUUCUAUAUCUACCACUUACAUAAGAUUCGAUAACCUACCACUUCCGUAAGCUUCGAUAACCUACCACUUACAUAAGAUUCGAUAACCUACCACUUACGUAAGAUUCGAAAACCUACCACUUACACAAGAUUCUAUAUCUACCACUUACAUAAGAUUCUAUAUCUACCACUUACGUAAGAUUCUAUAUCUACCACUUACAUAAGAUUCUAUAUCUACCACUUACAUAAGAUUCUAUAUCUACCACUUACAUAAGAUUCUGUCACACCCUGGCUCUGGGACUCUAUAUGUUGAGCCAGGGUGUGUUCAUUCUAUGUGUUCUGUUUUCUAUGUUGGGUGUUUCUAGUUCGUCAUUUUCUAUGUUUGACCGAGUGACUCCCAAUCAGAGGCAACGAGUGUCAGCUGUGUGCUGGUUGUCUCUGAUUGGGAGCCAUAUUUAACUGGCUGUGUUUCACUUUGUUUUUGUUCCGUGUUCGGUCAUUGUCACUGAGGACUUCACGAGUCGUUUUAUUGUUUUGUUAUUUCGUGUGUAUGCUUUAAGUAAAUAAAGCAAGUAUGUUCGCAACUAACGCUGCGCUUUGGUCCACUCCUUCAUACGACGUUCGUGACAGAUUCUAUAUCUACCACUUACAUAAGAUUCCAUAACCUACCACUUACAUAAGAUUCGAUAACCUACCACUUACAUAAGAUUCUAUAUCUACCACUUAUAUAAGAUUCUAUAUCUACCACUUACAUAAGAUUCUAUAUCUACCACUUACAUAAGAUUCUAUAUCUACCACUUACAUAAGAUUCUAUAUCUACCACUUACAUAAGAUUCUAUAUCUACCACUUACAUAAGAUUCGAUAACCUACCACUUACAUAAGAUUCGAUAACCUACCACUUACGUAAGAUUCGAUAACCUACCACUUACGUAAGAUUCGAUAACCUACCACUUACAUAAGAUUCGAUAACCUACCACUUACAUAACAUUCUAUAACCUACCACUUACAUAAGAUUCUAUAACCUACCACUUACAUAAGAUUCUAUAACCUACCACUUACAUAAGAUUCUAUAACCUACCACUUACAUAAGAUUCUAUAACCUACCACUUAUAUAAGAUUCUAUAACCUACCACUUACAUAAGAUUCUAUAACCUACCACUUACAUAAUAUUCUAUAACCUACCACUUAUAUAAGAUUCUAUAUCUACCACUUACAUAAGAUUCUAUAACCUACCACUUACAUAAGAUUCUAUAACCUACCACUUACAUAAGAUUCUAUAACCUACCACUUACAUAAGAUUCUAUAACCUACCACUUAUAUAAGAUUCUAUAUCUACCACUUACAUAAGAUUCUAUAACCUACCACUUACAUAAGAUUCUAUAACCUACCACUUACAUAAGAUUCUAUAACCUACCACUUAUAUAAGAUUCUAUAACCUACCACUUACAUAAGAUUCUAUAACCUACCACUUACAUAAGAUUCUAUAUCUACCACUUACAUAAGAUUCUAUAACCUACCACUUACAUAAGAUUCUAUAUCUACCACUUACAUAAGAUUCUAUAACCUACCACUUACAUAAGAUUCUAUAACCUACCACUUAUAUAAGAUUCUAUAACCUACCACUUACAUAAGAUUCUAUAACCUACCACUUACAUAAGAUUCUAUAUCUACCACUUACAUAAGAUUCUAUAACCUACCACUUACAUAAGAUUCUAUAUCUACCACUUACAUAAGAUUCUAUAACCUACCACUUACAUAAGAUUCUAUAACCUCUAUAUACUCUCUAGGUGCAUUGUUCUGUGAUGACAGCCAAAAGAUCAAACUGACUGUGUAGUGUCCCAAAUAUUCUAUAUACCCUACACCCUAUUCCCUAUAUAGUGCACUACUUUUGACCAAUGCCCAUUGGGAAUAAAGUGCCAUUUGGGAUACAGCCCUUCCAAGUCUGGCCUAUUUGAAAUGGGAGAGGAAGUACUACAAUGGGUUCUGGUCAAAAGGUAGUGAUCCAUAUAGGGAAUAGGGUGCAUGGGUUCUGGUCAAAAGGUAGUGAUCCAUAUAGGGAAUAGGGUGCAAGGGCUCUGGUCAAAAGGUAGUGAUCCAUAUAGGGAAUAGGGUGCAUGGGCUCUGGUCAAAAGGUAGUGAUCCAUAUAGGGAAUAGGGUGCAUGGGCUCUGGUCAAAAGGUAGUGAUCCAUAUAGGGAAUAGGGUGCAUGGGCUCUGGUCAAAAGGUAGUGAUCCAUAUAGGGAAUAGGGUGCAAGGGCUCUGGUCAAAAGGUAGUGAUCCAUAUAGGGAAUAGGGUGCAUGGGCUCUGGUCCAAAAGGUAGUGAUCCAUAUAGGGAAUAGGGUGCAUGGGCUCUGGUCCAAAAGGUAGUGAUCCAUAUAGGGAAUAGGGUGCAAGGGCUCUGGUCAAAAGGUAGUGAUCCAUAUAGGGAAUAGGGUGCAUGGGCUCUGGUCAAAAGGUAGUGAUAUAUAUAGGGAAUAGGGUGCAAGGGCUCUGGUCAAAAGGUAGUGAUCCAUAUAGGGAAUAGGGUGCAUGGGCUCUGGUCAAAAGGUAGUGAUCCAUAUAGGGAAUAGGGUGCAUGGGCUCUGGUCAAAAGGUAGUGAUCCAUAUAGGGAAUAGGGUGCAAGGGCUCUGGUCAAAAGGUAGUGAUCCAUAUAGGGAAUAGGGUGCAUGGGCUCUGGUCCAAAAGGUAGUGAUCCAUAUAGGGAAUAGGGUGCAUGGGCUCUGGUCCAAAAGGUAGUGAUCCAUAUAGGGAAUAGGGUGCAAGGGCUCUGGUCAAAAGGUAGUGAUCCAUAUAGGGAAUAGGGUGCAUGGGCUCUGGUCAAAAGGUAGUGAUCCAUAUAGGGAAUAGGGUGCAAGGGCUCUGGUCAAAAGGUAGUGAUCCAUAUAGGGAAUAGGGUGCAUGGGCUCUGGUCAAAAGGUAGUGAUCCAUAUAGGGAAUAGGGUGCAAGGGCUCUGGUCAAAAGGUAGUGAUCCAUAUAGGGAAUAGGGUGUCAUUUGGGACUUACACUAUUUUAUCUCAUUUAUUAUCUUUCUCCUCAAUUAAAACAGAAUCUUUAAUUAACUUGGUAGCGGCUGCAACGUUGAAUGAAUUAUUUAAUCUGUGUUAAAUGAUGUACAGUGUGAAGCACAAGCCUGGAUCAUUACCCCGGGGCCCAUCCACUGAGUGUGUGUGUAGAGAGGAAAUGCUAUCAUGGUUGUACUGUAACAUCAUGAAACAGACUUAAAACAGGCCACAUGAACAUACAGUGAGGGGAAAAAAGUAUUUGAUCCCCUGCUGAUUUUGUACGUUUGCCCACUGACCAAGACAUGAUCAGUCUAUCAUUUUAAUGGUAGGUUUAUUUGAACAGUGAAAGACAGAAUAACAACAAAGAAAUCCAGAAAAACGCAUGUCAAAAAUGUUAUGAAUAGAUUUGCAUUUUAAUGAGGGAAAUAAGUAUUUGACCCCUCUGCAAAACAUGACUUAGUACUUGGUGGCAAAACCCUUGUUGGCAAUCACAGAGGUCAGACGUUUCUUGUAGUUGGCCACCAGGUUUGCACACAUCUCAGGAGGGAUUUUGAUCCACUCCACUUUGCAGAUCUUCUCCAAGUAAUUAAGGUUUUGAGGCUGUCGUUUGGCAACUCGAACCUUCAGCUCCCUCCACAGAUUUUCUAUGGGAUUAAGGUCUGGAGACUGGCUAGGCCACUCCAGGACCUUAAUGUGCUUCUUCUUGAGCCACUCCUUUGUUUCCUUGGCCGUGUGUUUUGGGUCAUUGUCAUGCUGGAAUACCCAUCCACGACCCAUUUUCAAUGCCCUGGCUGAGGGAAGGAGGUUCUCACCCAAGAUUUGAUGGUACAUGGCCCCGUCCAUCGUCCCUUUGAUGCGGUGAAGUUGUCCUGUCCCCUUAGCAGAAAAACACCCCCAAAGCAUAAUGUUUCCACCUCCAUGUUUGACGGUAGGGAUGGUGUUCUUGGGGUCAUAGGCAGCAUUCCUCCUCCUCCAAACACGGUGAGUUGAGUUGAUGCCAAAAAGCACGAUUUUGGUCUCAUCUGACCAUAACACUUUCACCCAGUUCUCCUCUGAAUCAUACAGAUGUUCAUUGGCAAACUUCAGACGGGCCUGUAUAUGUGCUUUCUUGAGCAGGGGGACUUUGCGUGCGCUGCAGGAUUUCAGUCCUUCAUAGCGUAGUGUGUUACCAAUGGUUUUCUUGGUGACUAUGGUCCCAGCUGCCUUGAGAUCAUUGACAAGAUCCUCCCGUGUAGUUCUGGGAUGAUUCCUCACCGUUUUCAUGAUCAUUGCAACUCCACGAGGUGAGAUCUUGCAUGGAGCCCCAGGCUGAGGGAGAUUGACAGUUAUUAUGUGUUUCUUCCAUUUGCAAAUAAUCGCACCAACUGUUGUCACCUUCUCACCAAGCUGCUUGGCGAUGGUCUUGUAGCCCAUUCCAGCCUUGUGUAGGUCUACAAUCUUGUCCCUGACAUCCUUGGAGAGCUCUUUGGUCUUGGCCAUGGUGGAGAGUUUGGAAUCUGAUUGAUUGAUUGCAUCUGUGGACAGGUGUUUUUUAUACAGGUAACAAGCUAAUAUUAGGAGCACUCCCUUUAAGAGUGUGCUCCUAAUCUCAGCUCGUUACCUGUAUAAAAGACACCUGGGAGCCAGAAAUCUUUCUGAUUGAGAGGGGGUCAAAUACUUAUUUCCCUCAUUAAAAUGCAAAUCAAUUUAUAACAUUUUUGACAUGCGUUUUUCUGGAUUUCUGUUGUUGUUAUUCUGUCUCUCACUGUUCAAAUAAACCUACCAUUAAAAUUAUAGACUGAUCAUUUCUUUGUCAGUGGGCAAACGUACCAAAAUCAGCAGGGGAUCAAAUACUUUUUUCCCCUCACUGUAGCAUAGUGUUAGAGACUAGACAGGGGAAGGAAGAGUUGUGUCUCAGUUGGUGAAAGCGUUGGCGCUAGCAACACUAGGGUCAUGGGUUCAAUUCCCACUGGGGUCACCAUAUAUAAAAAUAUAUAUAUACUCACUGGAAGACAUUCUGGAUAAAAGCAUCUUCUAAAUGGCAUCUAUAAGAAGAGUUGAUUGUCUCAGAGUUGUUUUGGCGCUAAUUUCUCACAGCUCUUUAUUCAGAUGAGAAGAACGCUAUCAGUCGAAAUACCUUUCCUCAGGGCAAAAACCUGACGUAGCGUAAAAUCGACGUCCAUAUUGGUCGAUUGUUUUUAAUUGAGUUGUCAACAAAAUGUGAAUUAUACUCUAGGUAAACCCAGUUUCGUAGGCAGAGGGGCUGCGGAAGAAGAGCCGAGUUACCGUGAGUGUAAUUUUUCUGCAGCUUUUAACCCAGUGCGUCGCUGAGAUGAGAAGAGUGCUGUCUGUCUAAAUAUCUCUGUAGUGUUACAGGAUUCCCAACCUGGUCCGAUCAGGUUUCAGCUGCUUCCCAAACUCUCAGGUUGCGUCCCAAAUAGGCACCCUAUUCCCUAUAUAGUGCACCACCUUUCGGCGGAGGUACUGCAGGGGGUCUGCAGCUAGACCUACACAUAAACAAUAAAUAACAAAAAAAAAAAACGUAUUUAUUAAUUCAAUUAAUAUUACUAACAACAACAGAUUAAACUGAUUUUGGCCAAGGGAUCCGUGGAAUAAGUUUAGCGGGUGUAAUACAAUGCAAUGUAAUAUUAUUAAUGUACAAUUUUCUGUUCUUAACUCUGGGAAACAUGGGCCUGGGAGGCUUACAGGGAUAUUGGUAUCCACAGUAGUCCACCAAUUAUAUUAUAUUAUAUUAUAUAUAUAUAUAUAUAUAUAUAAAUAAAUGUUUCAACUCAAUACUUAUUGUAUCCCCCCCCCCCCCACCCCAAUUAUUUUUUUAAACAUAAAUGCACUGUAAUUUAAGCUUUAAAACUAUCCUUAAAAACAUGAUCCAAAGUGAUAUUUAAGACCAACUAAAAGCUGGUUUUAGCGAUAAUUGCAUUUACAUUUACAUAAUUUAGCAGACGCUCUUAUCCAGAGCGACUUACAAAUUGGUGCAUUCAACUUAUGAUAGCCAGUGGGGGGUGGGGGAAGAAGGAUUACUUUUAUACUAUUCCAGGUAUUCCUUAAAGAGGUAGGGUUUCAAAUGUCUCCGGAAGGUGGUCAGUGACUCCGCUGUCCUGGCGUCGUGAGGGAGCUUGUUCCACCAUUGGGGUGCCAGAGCAGCGAACAGUUUUGACUGGGCUGAGCGGGAACUAUGCUUCCGUAGAGGUAGGGGAGCUAGCAGGCCAGAGGUGGAUGAACGUAGUGCCCUCGUUUGGGUGUAGGGACUGAUCAGAGCCUGAAGGUAAGGAGGUGCCGUUCCCCUCACAGCUCCGUAGGCAAGCACAAUGGUCUUGUAGCAGAUGCGAGCUUCAACUGGAAGCCAGUGGAGUGUGCGGAGGAGCGGGGUGACGUGAGAGAACCUGGGAAGGUUGAACACCAGACGGGCUGCGGCAUUCUGGAUGAGUUAUCCAGCCGUGAUGCACACUGCCCAUAUGCUCAUGGAACAAGAGUAGCCUAAUGUGCUUUUGGUGCCUGUAUACUUCAUAUUUAGACAUUUAAAAACUAACGUUUUUUUCAAAUGCAGUCGCGAAGUAGUCAAGACAGUGGAUAAAGGGGUUGGCUCCUGAGAACGCUUGGAUAUAAAUCUUAAUCACCAAAGCUUUAUUACAAUAUCAAGUUUGAGAGGAGUUAAACAGUGAGCCGCCGUUCCCUUUUUAUCUAUGUAUUGUAGGCAGGGCCACAUUAUUUAUCUAUGUAUUGGAGGCAGGGCCACAUUAUUUAUCUAUGUAUUGGAGGCAGGGCCACAUUAUUUAUCUAUGUAUUGGAGGCAGGGCCACAUUAUUUAUCUAUGUAUUGGAGGCAGGGCCACAUUAUUUAUCUAUGUAUUGGAGGCAGGGCCACAUUAUUUAUCUAUGUAUUGGAGGCAGGGCCACAUUAUUUAUCUAUGUAUUGGAGGCAGGGCCACAUUAUUUAUCUAUGUAUUGGAGGCAGGGCCACAUUAUUUAUCUAUGUAUUGUAGGCAGGGCCACAUUAUUUAUCUAUGUAUUGGAGGCAGUGCCACAUUAUUUUAGCCAUGUAGGUCUCGUUUUGGACCUGCGUAAAACCGUCCAUAGUCUGCAUUGUUUUAAUAUGAUAUGCCCACGGGGAAAAAUUAUGGGGCCUGUAAGUGUGAAAUAGCCUAUUGAAAACAAGUUGUUUUGUUUUUAGAAUUUGAUUAGAGUUAUUAGUUCUCUUUUUAGGCCUUAUCAAUAAGUAAUUUAAUCUUGUUUAUUGACAAUGUUUGGUAUGUCCAUGCUCAGCCAGAAUGUAAUUUACAGUAGGCCUAGCCCCUAUAUCAGUGUGAAUGCUAUUGAAGCCGUGCAAUUACUUAGAACAAUGUGGACUGCAAAUGGGUUCAAGUUAACACGUUCAGCAAAGAUAGGUCUACAGUUUGUUCUUUAGUUUCUGUAAGCCAUUUAACAACAGACCGUAAAUACACAACCUGAAGUAACCCCAUAUUUCGCCAUGGAGCACGUUCUGAUUGGCCAGUGAGGGGCCGAGCCUCGAACACACCCACAACUUGUUUAUUCAUCGAAACCCAGCCCUUUCACGCCAACAGCAGCAAGUGCGCUGAUAAUUGUAACAGUGAAAAUAGCUAAAAUAUUUCAUAGCGCUAUCGCCUGUGCUUAGAUUAACCAUGGUGUAAAAACAUAUCGUUUAAAUAGAGCCCCCUUGUACACUGUUUUUUAUCUCACUCUAGUUGUAUUCUGAUUAUGAGGGGGUCCCUGAUACAUUUGCUAUCACAAAAAGGGGGUCCCCGGCCCUAAAAAAGUUUGAAAACCCCUAUGGGAUAAAGGUGUCAUUCGGGACACAAUUAGUAUCUGUACUGAGGUGAAACCUGUUGAAUGAUUCACAGUUUUAUACCAAUCCAAGACACUUCAGAUCCACCACUACACCAUUUAUACCUACCUAGGCCCAAUCACACGUUAGGGUGGACUUUUUAAAUGUAAACUUGAGUUAGUUUUGGAGAUGAGUUGCAGAGUGUUUCACAGUGUUAACAGAGACGUCACCUCGGAGAAAAAGGGCAGUAAAACAGGAAAGCGGAUCAAUAAAAAAAAAUAAAAAAAACCUUGUUGAUCAUUAAUCAUAACUGUAUAUGCAGCGCCUUCACAAAGUAUUCACAUCCCUUUGACUGAUUCCACGUUGUUGUUGUUGUUGUUGUUGUUACAGCCUGAAUUCAAAAUGGAUUAAAUAGAUAUAUAUUUUUCUCUCACCCUAUAAUGACAAAGUGAAAACAUGUUAUUAUAAAGUUUUGCUAAUUUGAAAUGAAAUGAAAUACAUUGCACCCUGUUCCCCUACACAGUACACUACUUUUGACCAUAGCCUUAUGGGCAGAAGGGCGUGAUUUGGGACGCUGCCAUUCUCUCACGUCUUCCAUCUGAAUCAGAUUUUGUUUGUCUAGGGUUGGAAACUGAAGCCCUUGCGUCAAUCAUUCACGGGAUGUUGUUUGCAUCCAAAACGGCACCCUAUUCCCUAUGUAGUGCGCUGAUUUUUAGGGCUCUGGUUAAAAGUUGUGCGCUAUAUAGGGAAUAAGGGUGGCGUUUGGGACAUUGACUGGCCGACCGCUUCUUAGUUCUCGCACGAUCAUUAACAAAAACUCAAUAGGUAAACCAACUAUAGGUGACAUAUAUCUAUAGCUGUAAACUGUGCUGACACAUACAGUACCUGUAAAAAAUAUAGAAUGUAGAACUUUAGCUACAGAUAUUACUUUCCAGUGGUUGUAGUAGUACGUGUAUGUAUGUAUGUAUUUUUUAAAAAGUGAGUACAGUACUAUUGUGAUGUUGUAUUAUAUAGACUUUUAUAUAUUUUGUUACGGCUCUUUUUAGAGUGUCUCACCUGCACACACGCAAUGUUAGAGAUCUAUAAAUGAUUAACUUAACUCUGGUGAGAUGUAGCUACCGCAGUGUCCAAUAAAACCAACCCAGUAUCACAGAUUACUUUGAAAAAUAGACACACAUUGCUUAUUGGAAAUUCGUGCCAGGCACUCGAAAAAGUUACUUUUUUAGUGUGCAGUACACGAUUUUUUUUUGUAUACAGUGAAUUUUAAUCACAGAUAAAGAAAGUAGAUUACUUAAGACAGAAACGAUAGGAGUGAGGUUGGUCAGGGGAGGGUGGGUGGGCGUAUAACGCGGCCGUCUAGCAUCCCAAAACGUUGCAUGUUCGAAACAUGUCAUGGACAACUUUAUCACUUUAGCUAAUUAGCAAACUUUGCAACAACUUAAUACUUAACUACUUAGCUAGCAUGUUAGCUAACCAUAACCUUAGUCCUUUAACUACUUAGCUAGCAUGUUAGCUAACCAUAACCUUAGUCCUUUAACUACUUAGCUAGCAUGUUAGCUAACCCUAAUGCGACCGUCUAGCAACUGUUACGUUCCCCGGCAAGAAAACCAAAAAUGUCGCUCAAACAGAAGGGGGAACUAACAAAGAGUCACUGACCUACAACCAAAAUGAAACAGGUGGUUUUAGGAGGGGUUCUGAAAGACGCUCAUGGGGGGUGUCCACUGAAAGUUGACUAGCAACAACAACUGGGACCUAAAAGCCGACCACCAUGAGCGCCCACUAAAUUUACCAAGAAGAGGCAAACAAAAUAACAAACCUAAAGACAGGAAGUAAACCAGUGGAGCAAAAUGAAAACAGGGGAAGAUCAGACAAAGGAAGGUUUUUUCUAGAAAUCAAAUAGGGAGCGCCAACUAAAGGUGUUGACCCUCCACAUCUCUCAAGACAACUGGAGCACUGGGCCAGCCAAUCUUAAAUAUCACCUGGGCCAGCACAGGUGUAAAACAUACUGACUAACGAGGUGACACCAACCGGUGUGCCCUACAUGCUAACGUGCUAUACGUGCCAAAAGUCAAAACAUACAUGGAACAUAAAUGGAAAAACCAAAAGCUUUAACAACUCAAACGUUACGUGUUCCAAUCAUGUCAUGGACCAACUUUAGCAUUUUAGCUAAUUAACAACUUUGCAACACUUACUGCAAGAACGUGAACAAACACUACUAACGAACCCAACCUGUAACCCCAACCAUAACCGCCAACGGACCCAACCGAACCCCGAACCGAACCCCUGAACCGAACCACUGAACGAACCGAACAACACGAACCGGAACCCAACCGGAACCGAACCUGACCACACGAACCCCGAACCGAACCACAACCGAACACACUAACCACACUAACACUUAAACAACCUGAACCAACCUUGAACCCUCCUAACCGAACCUACCCCUAACCUUAAAACAACCCUAACCUUAAACCAACCUUAACCCUAACCUUAACCCUAAACCUUACCUAACCCACCUAACCUACCUUAACCCCUAUAACCUUAACCCCUAACCUUAACCCCUAACCUUAACCCUCUAACCUUAACCCCUAACCUUAACCCCUAACCUUAACCCCUAACCUUAACCCCUUACCUUAACCCCUAACCUAACCCCUAACCUUAACCUACCUAACCCCUAACCUUAACCCCUAACCUAACCUACCUAACCUUAACCCCUAACCUAACCCCUAACCUUAACCCCUAACCAUUAACCCUUAACCUAACCUUAACCCUAUACCAAACCCCUAACCUUAACCCCUAUACCUUAACCCUAACCUUAACCCACUUAACCUAACCCAUAACUCUAAAACCCCUACCUAACUACGUUAGCCUACCUUAACCUAUUACCUUAAGAACCCUUGUACGUUAAUACCCAAGCUUAACCCUAACAACUUAAACUCAACCAACUAACACGUUAAACCGCUAACUCUUAAGUCUCCAUGCUAAGAAUACGCUCAAUCAAGGUUGAAACCCUUGGUAUUUCAGACAGCCAGAUCGUUGAAGUAAGAAGAGAUUGGACAGUAAUUGACUUACCACGUUAAUGAUGACGAGGGGUAGUGUAAUGAAUAGUUAAUAAUUCUAGAUUAAUGGGUAGAUGAUGAUUAACUCGCAUCAGAAUCUAGUGACAAGGCGAACUUGAGUUGGAGCAGAGAUACAUUGUACGUGUCUGACCCCGGUUUAAUCAGAUAACUGUGUAGUGACAUAAUAAUAAUAAUAAUAAUAAUAAUAAUAAUAAUAAUAAUAUGCCAUUAGCAGAUUGCUUUUAUCCAAAGCGACUUACAGUAUGUGCGCAUACAUUUUUACGUAUCGGUGGUCACGGGGAUCGAACCCACUACCCUGGCGUUACAAGCGCCAUGCUCUACCAGCUGAGCUACAGAGGACCACAUAAGGACCACAGAGGACCACAUAAUUGCCACUUGAUUGAGGAAACUGAAGGGACUCAGGGCUUGUGCUGAGUACUGACUCCACUAUCUCGCUCUCCUUCCCCAGACCAUCCAAAAGACCUGAAGGAGCCACAGGUGGAAUACAGAUCAGUAUUUAAAACAGUAUACAGGCCUGGCUGAGUAAAUGUUCUAGCUUCAAAAGAGAGCAGAUGCUGAUGAUUCUGGCCAGCCAGCCAGCCAGUCAGGCCAGUCAGCCAGCCAGCCAGCGCAGUCAGCCAGCCAGUCCAGUCACCAGUCAGCCAGCAGCCAGUCAGCACAGCAGUCAGCAGUCAGCCAGUCAAGCCAGCAUCAGUCCAGCCACUCGCAGCAGUCAGCAGGUCAGCCAGCCAGCCACCAGUCAGCCAGCCAGCCAGCCAGCCAGUCAGCAGCCAGUCAUCAGCCAGCGCAGCCAGCCAGUCAGUCAGCCAGCCAGCCAGCAGCCCAGCAUCAGCCAGCGCCCAGUCAGCCAGUCAGCCAGCAGCCAGCCCCGUCAGUCACAGCAGCCAGCCCCUCAGCCAGCCAGUCAGCCGAGCCAGCCAGUCAGCCAGCCAGCCAGCGCCAGUCAGCCAGUCCAGUCAGCCAGCCAGCAGCCAGCCAGUCAGCCAGCCAGCCAGCCAGUCAGCCAGUCCAGCCAGCCAGCCAGCCAGUCAGCCAGCCAGCAGACAUUCUCACGUCGCCUAGCCAGCCAGUUAGGCAAGUCAGCCAGAUUGACGCAGAGUUAAGCCAGUCAAUGCAGAAGAGCCAUCAGCAGCCAAGCCAGCAGUGCGCUCAGCUCAUAGUCAGCCAUCAGCCAGUCAAGCCAGCCCCGUCAGCCACCAGUAA